Topomyia yanbarensis is the source of this 1496-nucleotide messenger RNA. Its product is annotated as ornithine decarboxylase 1-like. The record is from RefSeq and is a predicted model, not a curated record. NCBI's taxonomy places the organism in Eukaryota, Metazoa, Arthropoda, Insecta, Diptera, Culicidae. The transcript has 3 exons. Gene Ontology annotation, cellular component: cytoplasm. Gene Ontology annotation, molecular function: ornithine decarboxylase activity. Bases 64 to 1380 code for a protein of 438 amino acids.
AAUUACGUUCAUCGUAUCACUUCGCACGGUGGCUGUUUGUUUCCUUUUUAUCAUCAGUUCGCCAUGGAUGUUCUCAGCGUACUGAAGUGUCGUUUGGAAAUUGUAGAUGAUUCGGUUUCCUCUAAGGAACUGGUAGAUCGGGUCGUAGCGCUAGGACCACGAGAGGAGCCACUGCAUUUGGUUGAGUUGGACACGGUUGUGAAACGGCAUUACGACUGGAUACGGCAUCUGCCGAGGGUACGUCCCUUUUAUGCCAUCAAGAGCAACAACGAGGCUUCGAUUGUUGAAACUACGCUUCUGCUGGGCUGUGGAUACGAUUGUGCAUCGAAGGCUGAAUGCCAACGGGUUCUAGGGUUUGGGGUGGAUCGUGAGCGCAUUAUAUUUAAUCAGCCUGCCAAAACUAUUGAAUCUUUAGAAUAUGCCAGGGAAAAAAGAUUACGAACCGUGUUUGACAGCGAAUUUGAGCUGCGGAAAAUUCACCAAUACUAUUCGGAUGCGGAGGUUCUAAUUCGUUUCCGUUUUGUUUUGCCAAAAACAAAAGCAACUCUCGGUGUAAAGUUCGGUUGCAAUCCAAACAGGGAAGCCCGUGAACUUUUGGAUCUGGCCAAAGAACUCGGAAUCAAUGUGAUCGGUUGGUGUGUUAAUGUUGGAGCGGGUUGCGAACAUCCCGAAAUCUUCUACGGAGCCAUCGAAGCGGGUCGGAGGAUUACCGAUUAUGCCAGCUCGCUAGGAUUCUCUUUCAAUUAUAUUGAUUUGGGCGGGGGAUUUCAUGGGGACAAAGAUUCCAACAACGUCCCGAUUUACGCCGCCCAUAUCAACCGGGCGUUGGAGGAGUUCUUUCCGGACGAACAAAGAUGGACUAUCAUAGCGGAACCUGGUCGAUAUUACACAGCAGCCUGUAUGUGUUCGGUGAUACCGGUGCACGGGAAGAGAGUUUUUCGAAGUGCUGAUAACCCAGCUCUUAUCGAGAAAGUAUAUUACUACUUCAACGACGGAAUUUACGGCACGUUCUACAGUGCUAAGUAUCACGACCAGCCGGUUAAGCCGAUCAUCUGGAAGAAACGCAGUGAUUGCGGGCCUGAGUACAAUACUUUCUUCUACGGACCAACUUGUGAUGGGAAUGAUGUCUUUGCAGCGGACAUUUCAUUGCCGGAGCUGAACAUCUCGGAUUACGUUGUGUUCGAAAAUCUAGGAGCAUACACGAAGGUUUACUCCUGCAGAUUCAAUGGGUUCUGUUUGCCUAGAUCUAUUGUCUUCAUAAGAAAGAGUGUAUGGGAUCUUCUACAGUCAAUUUCUUUGGUUGACAAUCCGGAUCUUUUAAUACGGGAAUCGCAAUAUUUGCACAGCAACAAUAAACUUGAAGAAUUGACGUUCGAGUGACGUUUAUUGAUAGCGAGCAUUAAGCAGCAUUAUUAGAUAGCCUCUAUUAUAUGAAUGAUAGAUAAGGGACUAUAGCCCUCAAUUCCUCCAUUUGCUGAUAGAUGAAAAAAUCUAUU